CAGCUCUCCCACCGAUCGCGCCUUCCAAAAAUCAUUGAAAAUAGAAAUCAGACAUCAUGACGAGCACAAUCGGUAUCCCGAUCAAGCUGCUGAACGAGGCGCAGGGACAUGUCGUUACUCUCGAAAUUACGUCGGGGCAGGUGUAUCGUGGCAAGCUACUCGAUGCUGAAGAUAACAUGAACGUCCAACUCAAAGAUAUCACCGUCACGGCGCGCGAUGGACGAGUCAGCCAUUUGGAUCAGGUUUAUAUUCGAGGCUCGCACGUUAGGUUCUUUAUUGUGCCGGAUAUGUUGAGGUACGGACCAGUUCUCCUCUUCCUUAUUACAGAUACAGCGGUAUUUGGAAGGAACAGAUAGCUAACAGGAUACAUAGAAAUGCCCCCAUGUUCAGAAGUAGAGGCGUAAAGGGU
Mollisia scopiformis is the source of this 409-nucleotide messenger RNA. Its product is annotated as Sm-like ribonucleoprotein. The record is from RefSeq and is a predicted model, not a curated record. The coding region runs from base 57 to 356 and encodes 99 amino acids. Gene Ontology annotation, biological process: spliceosomal snRNP assembly; RNA processing. Gene Ontology annotation, molecular function: RNA binding. Gene Ontology annotation, cellular component: spliceosomal tri-snRNP complex; SMN-Sm protein complex; catalytic step 2 spliceosome. Lineage: Eukaryota; Fungi; Ascomycota; Leotiomycetes; Helotiales; Mollisiaceae. The transcript is spliced from 3 exons.